AUUUCUCGAAUUUCUCACGUUAACAAAAUAAUAAAAUAAAAAUAUGUUUCCAACCCUUUUCAGUUGAUUCAAUUGUUUUUCUUCCUCUCUCUCUCUCCCGAGUACACCGUUAAACCUCACCAGUGUUGUCCAUCUCGCCAUAACACAGCAGAAAUGGCGAGCCCAGAAGAAUCCAAGCUCGAGCGAUUUCUCCAGUGGCUAAAGUUUAAUGGAAUUGAGCUACGCGGCUGCAACAUCAAGUUAUGCGAUUCAGACAAAGGGUUUGGUCUUUUCGCAUCUGAUGAUGUCUCCGAUGGGGUUUUGCUUGUUGUUCCACUGGACUUGGCUAUAACUCCAAUGAGAGUACUACGAGAGCCUAUUAUAGGACCAGCAUGUAGAGCAAUGUUUGAGGAAGGGGAAGUAGACGACAGGUUUCUGAUGAUUUUGUUUCUAACCAUGGAAAUUGUUCAAAAGAAUUCUACAUGGAAGCCUUAUCUUGAUAUGCUUCCAACCACAUUUGGGAACCCACUUUGGUUCAGUGAUGAUGAGCUUUUGGAGCUGAAAGGCACCUCAUUGUAUCAUGCAACUGAUGUGCAGAAGAAAAACCUGCACGCAGUCUUUGAUGAUAAAGUGAAGAAUCUGGUGAAAAAGCUUUUGGCCCUCAAUGGAGAUACAGAAAGUGAAGUGUGUUUUGAAGACUUCCUCUGGGCAAAUUCCAUAUUUUGGAGUCGUGCUUUGAGUAUUCCUUUCCCACGUUCGUAUGUAUUUCCACAAGUGCAAGAUGACCAAGAGAACACCUUUUCAAGCUUUAACAAAAAUCAUGAGGCGUGUGUCAAUAAUAUUUCCAGUGAAGAAUUGGUUGAUGGAAAUGGAGUUGAGGUUUGUGGGAUGGAAGGCCAAAUCCCUGGAAUGACAGUCACUUCAAUACAAGGCGAGACUGUUUGGGUUGAGGGUCUCGUCCCUGGCAUCGAUUUUUGCAACCAUGAUUUAAGGGCUGCAGCAACUUGGGAAGUUGAUGGAACAGGAUUGACUACAGGAGUUCCUUGUUCUAUGUACCUGCUUUCUGCUGGACAAGAUCACCUCAAAAUCGAGAAAGAGAUAUCAAUUAACUAUGGUAACAAAGGAAAUGAGGAACUGUUAUACUUGUAUGGAUUUGUUAUUGAUGAUAAUCCAGAUGACUAUUUAAUGGUUAAUUAUCCUUUAGAGGCUAUUCAGAGCACCCCCUUCGCCGAGGCCAAAUUACAGCUUCUUGAAGCACAGGCUGAAUUGAGGUGCCUCUUACCUCAAAGCUUGCUGGAUCAUGGUUUUUUUCCAUUAUGUACCCCAGAAAAAGACGGCAAUGAUAAGAGCACUGUUGGUGGGGCUCAUAACUAUAGUUGGUGUGGCCAGCGGAAGAUGCCUUCUUACUUAAAUAAGCUUGUUUUUCCUGAGGAUUUCUUGACUGCCUUGAGGACCAUAGCCAUGCAGGAAGAAGAGGUUUAUCAGGCUACAUCAUUGCUGAAAGAGCUUGUUUCUGGUGAGGAGAGGCAACCAUCUGAUAUAGAAGUUCAAGCGGCAAUAUGGGAAGCUUGUGGGGAUUCUGGAGCUUUACAACUGCUUGUUGACCGUCUUAAUAUGAAGAUGAUGGAUCUCGAAGAGGGUUCUGGAACAGAGGACCAUGACACUGAACUGCUGGAGGGAACACGUGACCGACAAACUCAAGGAGAGUACAAAAGUUGUCAGACCAACGAGUUGAGCGAGUGCGAGACGAUGAGCAAAAACCGGCGAUCGAGCAUAGUAUAUCGACGAGGACAAAAGCAGCUGACCCGGCUGUUCUUGAGAGAAGCAGAGCAUGCCUUGCAGUUAGCUCUGAGUGAGGGGAACUAGAGCUACUUAUCCAUUGCUUACUCUUUGGUAGCUCUGGAGAUGAGUUUUGUAGUUUUAGAAGAAUUUUAGAACAAUAAUUCUCUUGCAUUUUGUCCUCACCACUCGGUUGGUGAUGAAGUAUAUUCUUGGUAUCUUGAGUUUGAAUGAUGGUUUCUUGGGUGAUGUUGGACAGAAUAGUAAAUUUUUGGAAUUAGUAUUGUUCGUUUUAUUUA
Messenger RNA from Diospyros lotus (date-plum), 2057 nucleotides. RefSeq names its product protein-lysine N-methyltransferase EFM1. Lineage: Eukaryota; Viridiplantae; Streptophyta; Magnoliopsida; Ericales; Ebenaceae. Gene Ontology annotation, molecular function: protein-lysine N-methyltransferase activity. The record is from RefSeq and is a predicted model, not a curated record. The transcript is spliced from 16 exons. The coding region runs from base 154 to 1845 and encodes 563 amino acids. Gene Ontology annotation, biological process: peptidyl-lysine monomethylation.